GCAGCUCUUAAAACCCUCUCUCCCCACUUUCCAUUUUCUUCCCUCUCAUUCUCUCUCUCUCUAUCCAUUUCGUACAAUUUCUCUAAUUACUUACUUACAAUUUCUCAUAAAAAUUUAAGCUUUUUCCUUUUAUGAAUCUUGAUUUUCAUACCACAUAGCAAACUAAUUUUAAAAUUAGGUCAAACAUGAAGAGAAAACCCUAGCUCUUAAGCAAAACCCUAAUUUCCUUCAACCCUUUUCUUGUUUUUUCAAAGACUCAAUUUUUUUUUCUUUUUGUUGUGGGGUUGUUAAAAAUUGCGUGAAGACAAAGAUAAUAUGGAAAAUACGGUACCUAGAACUGUAGAAGAAGUAUUUAACGAUUUCAAAGGUCGUAGAGCUGGUUUAAUCAAAGCACUUACCGCAGAUGUUGAGAAGUUUUACCAGCAGUGUGAUCCUGAAAAGGAGAAUUUGUGUCUCUACGGGCUUCCCAAUGAAACAUGGGAAGUAAACCUCCCUGUGGAGGAGGUUCCUCCAGAACUUCCGGAGCCUGCAUUAGGUAUUAAUUUUGCACGUGAUGGAAUGCAAGAGAAAGACUGGUUAUCACUUGUCGCUGUUCACAGUGAUUCAUGGUUGCUUUCAGUUGCUUUUUACUUUGGUGCACGGUUUGGGUUCGGCAAGAGUGAAAGGAAGAGGCUUUUCCAAAUGAUAAAUGAUCUCCCAACAGUGUUUGAGGUUGUAACUGGAGCUGCUAAACAGGCGCGCGAUGCUGCUCACAACAAUAGCAGCAAAAGCAAAUCAAGUGGAAAGUCUCGACAUCCAGAGUCCCAGCCCAAGGCAGCAAAGGUGUCUCCACCCAAAAUGGAGGAUGAAAGUGGGGAGGAGGAAGAAGAAGAAGAUGAACAAGGGGCAACUCUCUGUGGAGCUUGUGGUGAUAAUUAUGGCCAAGAUGAAUUCUGGAUUUGUUGUGAUAUUUGUGAAAGAUGGUUCCAUGGCAAAUGUGUGAAGAUUACUCCAGCAAAAGCUGAGCAUAUCAAGCAGUACAAGUGUCCUAGUUGCAGUAGCAAGAGAGCUAGAGUUUAAUUUGUGGCAACUUUAAAAGAAGCAUCAAUCAAGUGGUGAUGUUGGAACGUCUAGGACUUCUAGUUCAGUUAUCAAUUGUCAUCUGUGUCAAAGUUAAAUGUUUGCUGAUGCGAUGUCCAUUUCAUGAACAUUUGCUUUCUGUUAUCUUGUUGGAUUGUGUUUUAGAUAAAAUUUGUGCCUGUGAUCA
Lycium ferocissimum is the source of this 1246-nucleotide messenger RNA. Its product is annotated as PHD finger protein ALFIN-LIKE 7-like. The record is from RefSeq and is a predicted model, not a curated record. Gene Ontology annotation, cellular component: nucleus. NCBI's taxonomy places the organism in Eukaryota, Viridiplantae, Streptophyta, Magnoliopsida, Solanales, Solanaceae. Gene Ontology annotation, biological process: regulation of DNA-templated transcription. Gene Ontology annotation, molecular function: transcription cis-regulatory region binding; histone binding; transcription coregulator activity. The transcript is spliced from 5 exons. The coding region runs from base 316 to 1059 and encodes 247 amino acids.